Aspergillus sclerotioniger CBS 115572 is the source of this 1304-nucleotide messenger RNA. RefSeq lists its product as uncharacterized. Bases 370 to 1125 code for a protein of 251 amino acids. The record is from RefSeq and is a predicted model, not a curated record. NCBI's taxonomy places the organism in Eukaryota, Fungi, Ascomycota, Eurotiomycetes, Eurotiales, Aspergillaceae. The transcript has 3 exons.
UGAGCCUCCUAUAGGCACCUGCGGUGUAGAGGACCCUAUUAUCGAUCCACUUGGGUCUUUUAGUCUGCCCGGAACAAUGGUGCGCCGAGAUAUGAGAUGCUUAGUGCCAGCCAUGCGUCCCUCAUUGGUGUGUUUGCAUGGACCAUCUCCGCAGUGCUCAUCCAUCUGAGAAGGAUCAGCUUUGGCCCCCAAGUCCAUGGCUGAGUGAUUGUUUUUCCGGUCGCUAGCUCCUCAGCUCAGCAGCGCCUCAGCGUCUCAACUCCUCGAGGCUGAAGGCCAUCUUUCAAUGUCAACCCAAAAGGACCCUGAUAGGAACCUAUUCACCGUCACAGCAUAAAGAACAAUCUUUGACCCAUAUAAUCCGUCUUCAUGUCUUCGGUCUGCCAUGGCAUGCACGAUGGUGUGAUUCAGAACAUCCAAGCCGACCUUGCGUGUGGUGUCACCAAUUCCACCCACCCCUAUGUGACUUGCUGCGUCAAUGGCGACUACUGCUUGAGCAAUUCGAUCUGUGUGAAUACCAAUGCCAAAAAGGGCGAUUAUUAUUAUGCGGCGGAUUGCACGGACGAGACUCUUGAAGAUGCUGCUUGCGGGACGCGAUGUGGAGGUCGACUCAAUGCCGAGAUCGUCUAUACAUCCGACGGAUACUGGGCGUGCUGCGAAAACGACUCUGGGACGGUGAACUGCUCCAAUCCGUCCAAGGAAAUCUGGGCUGCUCCGGCCCCAUCGAAGCUCGCGACAAUCCAAUAUCUCCCACCUACAGCAUCGGGCACACCAACAUAUGCGGUUGCCACUUCCGCCUCUACCUCAUCUACCUCCACUUCCUCGUCCAGCUCUACAUCGCCUGCCACUUCGACCAGUUCGUCUUCAAGCGGCUCGAGUAUCGGCGCCGGUGCGGCAGCCGGUAUUGGUGUUGGGUCUGCAGCUGGAGUCGUCAUAGUGGCGGCCAUAAUAGCGCUUCUAUUCUUCCGCCGGCGGAAUACGUCGAAUGUGCUUGCCCAAGGGCCAGCUGGAUAUAAUGGUCUUGAGGAGACGUGGUCGCAAAAACAACCGGCCGAGGUUCAUCCUGUAUAUGAGUUGGAUCGGUCUGCACAGCAUGCCGAACUGGAUGGACUGCCCAGAUCGUAGACCCGCACAGAUAAUGUUGUUUCGGGAUGCAAGACACCUAUAUCAUGCCGUGAUGCACAUACUACCUGUCAUCCUUCUCAACACACAAUACCCGACAGACUUGACGAAACAAUGUGAGGGUUACUUAUCUCUCCUGUACAUAAUAUCGAUAAUAUCCACAAAUAUACCUUUUCUCAACC